Molecule: messenger RNA, 1866 nt
Organism: Gasterosteus aculeatus aculeatus (three-spined stickleback)
Lineage: Eukaryota; Metazoa; Chordata; Actinopteri; Perciformes; Gasterosteidae
Gene: nppa
Product: natriuretic peptide A
Biological process (GO): neuropeptide signaling pathway; negative regulation of systemic arterial blood pressure; cGMP biosynthetic process
Cellular component (GO): extracellular region; cytoplasm
Molecular function (GO): hormone receptor binding; hormone activity
Source: RefSeq, a predicted model, not a curated record
CUGUUGCGUGCUGAGUGUGUGUGGGUACGUGUGUUGUUGUCUAAAUAAAAUGGGGCAGUGCAGGCGACAGUAGCAGCAGUUGCAGCUGAGGGAUAACAUGAGGACUGCGGUCCUGUGGGGCCUGCUGGCCCUGCUGUGCCAGCACACACUGGUAAGCAGCCACGUACUGGGAAGGCCCUCUUCUACCGGGGAGCUGGCUCAGAUCAAGUCUCUACUGGAACGCUUUGAGGACACUCUGGCUGACGUGGCCCAGGAGGAGGACUCUGAAGCUGAUUACGAAGGGACAAACCAGCAGCCUGAGAACGGCCAGGCCAGCAGGGGAUGGAACCUGGACCAGGAGGGGGACCAAGGACCCUUAAUGUCAGAAAAAUCGCAAUUAUCAGCUGAGGGUCCCAGUGCAUCCCAGACUCAGAGGAGGCGACUGCAGGACCUGCUGUUGACUGCCAGGAAAAGAGCCUCCGGCUGCUUUGGAGCCAGGAUGGACCGGAUAGGAAAUGCUAGCGGUCUGGGAUGCAACAAUGGAAGAGGGUAGUUGGACAAUUACCCAGGACACUGGUUGGAUUAAAGUUUGAUCUCCGACGGGACACAACCAAAGAAAUGUCACAUGUAUGAUUUUGCAGUAGUCACAGUGGAGUAUGUACGUUUGUAUGUUUUUCUCUGUUUGAAGUCACAAAUGGGUUCCUUGUUCACUAUGUAAUGAGUUUUAAAAAGUCCAUUAUACACUGAGGACACCCUAAAAGAGAGUUAACUACUUAAGUGUAGGUGGUUGCUAACGAAUAAACCAAUGAAUACACUUUUUUCAUAUGUAUGAAGGGUUUGUUUUGUUAGCCUCCACCAUUUGGUAAUGCAGAAACUCAACAUUGCCUAAAAAAGUAAAAAUAAAGACAUUGUAAAUCCACGAUUGUGCCAAGUCAUUAAAUACAUUUUAAUUAAAUUGUAAUCUUAAAUGUGUAUUUGAAAUUAUUUUUAGUAUGACUUGACUGACUUUAAAUCUACGAUUUGGCACGAUAUUUAACCCCUCGCGGUGGCACUGGGUAAAAAGUCACAGGAUCACCAAAGUAAUUAGAGUAUAUUCUCUGAGAAGCAAAGAUAUAUUGAAAACAUUCAGGACAAUCCAUUCGUGAUUUGUUAAGAUAUUUCCGUGUGGAACCAAGUGGUGGAUGUACUUGCUAGUGUUUCUAAAUAAAUGAAGUUAUUACGUAUGAGAUAAAAGGUAAACUAUUAUUACCUCUUUACAAUGUUUACCAUUUAAACCACGUCUCUCACCAAAAGCAUGCAGGGUGAUUAGGAACAGAAAAUGGAUUUCAUGUCAUGCUUCUAACUUGCUGUCAAACCCAUAGAUUGUUGAGAGAGAGAGGAAGUGAUCACUUGGGGAUCAUGGCUGUGAUUCACCAUUAACUAAUGUAGUCUAAAUGCAUUUGACAGGCAGUAAGAAGGAGAUGUCACUGUGGGUUAUGACAACGUCAUUGACAGACUGUUCUGUCCAGUGGCAUUAAGGAAAUAACAGGGAUCAAUUAGAGCAUUUCACCUGGUGGCAGCAACCACCCACACGGAUGCCACAGUAAAGCAAUUCAAACGGACCUUGCUUCCGUUGAUGCCUUUGGAAAUGUCCAGAGCUGAAGAGGUGAAGGCUGCUGAUAAUAGCUGCAUUCUUUCCACCUGGACCUCACUGACCGGCUGCUCACAGGGGUCCCUGAACAAAAUGACCUUAUUGCUUGGGACUGGAUCUAUCACAGUGGCUCACGCUCUCUUGAGUAAGUCUGAACCUGAACAAGAUUGUACAAUUGUCAUUCAUGUUGCAAAAAAGGUUCUGUAAAUACCUUGAACAAAGCCGUCAUUUAUAAAACCAAAACCCAGCUAUGGCGA